Molecule: messenger RNA, 1044 nt
Organism: Carya illinoinensis
Lineage: Eukaryota; Viridiplantae; Streptophyta; Magnoliopsida; Fagales; Juglandaceae
Product: gamma-interferon-responsive lysosomal thiol protein-like
Exons: 5
Coding region: 91-885 (264 amino acids)
Molecular function (GO): oxidoreductase activity, acting on a sulfur group of donors, disulfide as acceptor
Source: RefSeq, a predicted model, not a curated record
UCUAGUUUCAGGAAUUGAUAGUUGUGACUCGUGGGCACUUCACAUAAAUAAAGCCUGGAUAAGAAAACUUUGCCUCUCGGCUUUUCUCCAAUGGCUUAUCGUCCUUUAGCCACCACCUCUCUCCUCAUCUUCUUCUUCUGCUUCUCCGCUUUCUCAACCACCUCUAAUUCUUCCACGGCUUCCAUAAUUCUACCCUCUGAUUCUCAGAAAGUUUCAUUGGGUCUGUACUACGAAUCGCUGUGCCCCUAUAGUGCCAACUUCAUCAUCAAUUACCUGGUCAAGCUCUUCGAAACCGACCUCAUCUCCGUCGUCGAUCUCAACCUCGUCCCUUGGGGUAAUGCCAAAAUCAGAGGCAACGACACCUUCGAUUGCCAGCAUGGCCCGUAUGAAUGCUUACUCAACACUGUGGAAGCCUGUGCAAUCCAUAUCUGGCCUGAACUGAGUGAGCAUUUUCCUUUUAUCAAUUGCGUGGAGACUUUAGUCUAUGAACGCAAGUACCCCCAGUGGGAAUCAUGCUUCGACAAAUUGGGUUUGGAUCCAAAACCAAUUACAGAUUGCUAUAGCAGCGGAUAUGGAAAAGAGCUUGAAUUACAAUAUGCAGCUGAAACAGAUGCCCUUGAGCCUCCUCAUAAGUAUGUGCCUUGGGUAGUUGUGGAUGGAGAACCGCUCUACGAGGAUUACGAAAACUUUAUAAGCUAUAUCUGCAAUGCUUAUAAAGGCGUUGCUUUGCCCAAGGCCUGUAGCAAAUUGAAUAUCAUACAAGGAGAGAAAACAAAUCCUACACAUCCGGUUUGCUUCGGGACAAUAAUACUGGCAUUAGCAGCAAGAAUAAAAUCAGCCAUAACAUCAUGGACGCGCCAGAUGAACACGGUCGUCUCGAUAUAGAUGUCUCUAGUUCCAUUUACUUUUAGGUUGGUUCAUCCCUGUUCUUCUGUAUUUUCUGGAGCUCUACCUUGCUUUUCUAUAUUUCCAGUGCCAACUUAAGGCAGGUAUGAAAUGGAGACUUGAUACUAAACAGAGAUAUAUGUAUUUUCUGGAGCUCUA